Aureobasidium subglaciale EXF-2481 is the source of this 2163-nucleotide messenger RNA. RefSeq lists its product as uncharacterized. Gene Ontology annotation, molecular function: RNA binding. The record is from RefSeq and is a predicted model, not a curated record. The transcript has a single exon. Lineage: Eukaryota; Fungi; Ascomycota; Dothideomycetes; Dothideales; Saccotheciaceae. The coding region runs from base 1 to 2163 and encodes 720 amino acids. Gene Ontology annotation, cellular component: nucleus. Gene Ontology annotation, biological process: RNA processing.
AUGUCGUUGAAGCGCAAGAGAGAGCUGGAACAAGAACGAGAAAGAGAGAGUCGACGACGGGACAAUAGACCAAGUCCCGAGGCGGUGGUCAAGCGGCCGACGAUGCUGCUGUCGUCGCUGCCACGCAACACGACAGAAGCCACGAUACGAAGGCUGCUGCCAAAGAACCUGAAGCUGGACGACAUGGCCUUUGCGAGCUCGUCUACAGGCCACUCCAUGACUGCUGUUGUUGCUCUGUCACCAGACACGGCCUCUAGCGAUAUUGACAGCGCCGUCAAUGCCUUGCAGCAAAACUACUUGGGCUUCGGCGCAUACCUCAACAUCUCAAAGCACAUUACCAUCAGCUCGUCGCCAGCCUCAGUCCUACAUACUGCAACAUCCGUCAUGCAGAUGCACCCAUUUGGUGCAAAGCCCAUGCCUAGAGAGCCAGCUCCGUCACACUCGUUCCGCAAUGCCCCUCCACCUGAAUCCCUUCCACCACAACUACGCUACCAGGGCCCUCCUCCUCUAGUCGUCAACGUCACGCCUCCUUCAGAUCUCAAACAACUCGCCAUCAUCAACAAAACGGUGGAAAAGCUCAUCACAUACGGCCCCGAAUGGGAGUGCUUGCUCAUGGCUCAAUCAGACGUUCAGCAUGGAGAACACUGGGCUUGGUUGUUCGACAAUACCAGUCAAGGUCAUAUUUGGUACCGCUGGUUGGUCUACCAAUACUACGCCUCCCAACCACCGAAAAAGGAAGCUCAAGACCCCUACCAAUGGUCCAUGAUGGACGAGCUUGCCCGAAUCAACAACCACAUCCGUCCAUUCAACGACGGCCCCUUCUGGAUACCUCCGCCGGAGAAACCAAAAUAUGAGCAUGCUCAAAAUCUAGCAGACUUGAUGUCUGAUUCCGGCUAUGUCUCGUCUGAUCUUGACACCGACGACGAGGAUGAUCACAUCGUCCAAACCCAAGGUGUCGCUCCAGAAGACCCAUCCACCUCACGACCACGUUACCUGAAUCCCUACCGAAAGGCUAAGUUGACCUUUUUCCUGAAUCACCUUCCCGACAGCACUGGCUUGCUGUGUGAAGGAGACGUUCAAGCUGUGACUGAUUUGGUCAUCAAGUUUUCUGGUCAAGGUGCCGAGGAAGUUGUCGACAUGCUUGUCUCAAAUCUUGAGAACCCCUUUCGCUUUUCGGUCAACUACAAAAUUGAUCGUCCGUCGGACGACAAAGACCAGGAAGAGGUCGAUGAUGACGACAACUACGAUCCCGAAGUCGACGGUCCUCGAGCUUCAUUCGGCAUGCUUGGAGGCAACGAUGAAGCAGAUGUUGAGGAGCCCACACAACAAGACACGACUGAGAUGCAAGUUGAUCAAGCGAACGACAUCAAACCAGAUCCCUCGACAGGCAGAGACAUUACAGGCGCACAGUUGGUGGGUCUGUAUGUCAUCAGCGACGCACUAGCCGCUACAUCAGUCUCUGGCGUCCGCGACGCCUGGAAGUAUCGCUCACUCUUCGAGUCAGCCUUGACAUCACGUCAGGUAUUCGAGAAGCUAGGUCGUAUGCCCAAGCAAUAUGGCUGGGGACGCGUUCGCGGUGAGCAGUGGAAGAGUCGCAUCACAGUAGUCUUGGAUUGCUGGGAGCGAGAAAGUAUCUUUGCGCCGGAAAGCCACAGAAGAUUCAAGGAAGCGUUCCUGAGCCCGCCAUUGACAGAUGCAGAGCAGAAACUCAAGGAUGAGCAGGAAAAGCAGGAGAGAGAGGAGGACUUAAAGAAGAGAUGGAAGAGUGGUGAGGUUGGAAGUAUUGUUGCCGCUGCUGCUGCUGCACCCGAAGUCGCAGUUCAAACGACGAAAACACAUGAACCUGCACCGAUCCAACAGCCGGUCAGAAGACAGCCAUCACGGCCUUCGGCUGCAGAUCUCAUUCUCGCGACAGCAGAUGGCGAAGCACCACCCCCCAAGCCAGCACCAAAGCUGUCCAACUUUUCCAUGUCGCUCAAUGCACCACCUGCUGCCUCUGGAGAGGAAGUGAAGAAGGUAGUUCCUGCUAUGGGGUUUUCACUCGGUACAAGCAGUGCAUCUUCUGGCAAGUUCUCGCUUGGGAGUGCCAAGACUUCUGCUGAGGCUGUGAAGGAAAAGAAGAGGGAGAGUUUGGCUCUUUUUGGAGACUCUGACUCUGAAUAG